CACUCCUUUUACCUCUGCACUCUCUCCUCCUCAUUCCUUCAUUAUUCCUCAUGUCGCUUCUUCGUUGAUAAAAUUCGUACCCUUUUCCUACCCUGCUUUCUUCUGGGGUUUCGUUUCUUGUUCUUUGAAAAUCCGUCUCUGUUUCCCAUUCCUCUGUUUCUCUCUGUUUUCUCCCCUUGGGGCCUUUCUUCAAUCCCAGGGAAUGAUCAGGGUACUGUUUGAUAACCACAAAUUUGGUACUUUGUUGUUCACCAAAUCGUUUUAGUCUCUCUCUUUCUGCUUGUAACUGAUUUCUUGGGAAAAAUUGGUUGAUGGGUAUGAUGGAUAUCAGAGAAAAGAAAUCGGCGAUUGAAGAAGUGACUGAGAACAAGAAGUGCUGUACUGACUGCAAGACCACGAAAACCCCCUUGUGGAGAGGUGGUCCAGCCGGACCUAAGUCUCUGUGCAAUGCGUGUGGCAUCAGGUACCGAAAGAAAAGAAGAGCAAUAGCCAGCCUGAACAAAACACCGGAGAAGAAGAAAGAGAAGACACAAUCACAGAGCAUCACAACUGGUCCUUCUGCAGAUACCCCAAAAACCCAUCAUGAAAAACGGUUGAGCGAGUCUGUGAAGGUGAGGCUAUUGUUUUUGGGCAGUGAAGUUUUACUCCACAAUUCAUCAUCAUCUCCAUCAGUGACAGUGAAGAAGCAGAGGUGCCAGAGGAGGAGGAAGUUGGGGGAGGAAGAACAGGCAGCUUUUUCUUUGAUGGCGUUGUCUUGCGGCGGUCCUGUUUUUGCUUGAAGGAAAAAAAAAAAUGGAAGAAAGACGACAACAACAGUUGUCUUUUUCUGUGUUUUGUGUUUUUUUUUCCAUUUUCAAUGAAAUAUGGAGGAGAAUAGUCAGAAUACCUUUGUUGUCUGUGUUUUCUUCAUCAAAAGGAGAGAAGAUGAGUAUGCAUUUUGGCCAAGGGCUGAGAGGCUCUCUUCUUGUUUUGAGAAUUGGGGUUAUGCCCCCAAAUCAAUAUUGUACAAAAUA
Messenger RNA from Rubroshorea leprosula, 1013 nucleotides. Lineage: Eukaryota; Viridiplantae; Streptophyta; Magnoliopsida; Malvales; Dipterocarpaceae. The record is from the annotation of a GenBank genome assembly.